AUGAGUGUCUCAUCUACCACGUUGCCUGAAAUUCGCGGAAACGCCGGGCGACGGAGUACGGCUUGUCAACGUUGCCACAAGCAAAAAGUGAAAUGCUCCAGAGAACGGCCUUGUCGAAACUGUCAAUCCGCUCAGGUUGACUGUGUUUACGCCGGCCGCGAUAAGCUGCUUACUGUUCCCGAGAGCUAUCUACGAAGUCUAGAGGCUGACCGGGGAAGGCUCCGAAAUAGCCCUCAGCUAAGCUCUCACGCCGUGGUUGAAGAUAAGGGCACCAUUACAUCAGAUCAUCGCAAGGAUGGGAUGGUACACCAUACAGUUGAGAACUCAGCAGCUGAAGCAUUUCUGGCAAAGGUCAAUCAGCUGAGGCACGAUACGACCUUCUCUGCCACUUCUGAUCCUUCUCCAGUUGAGCAAUGGGUUGCUAACGACAGCGCAAAAUCUUCACUUCUCUCAUCUAGCUAUGAUUACUGCAAUCUGAAAUUCGAUACAUCGCACUCUCCCAUCUCUCUCAACUUACCGCCAUAUCCUUAUGCAAAUCACCUACUUGAGGAGAUGGAAAUAUACAUGGGCCAUGAUUACCAUUGGCUCCUGAGACGAAGGUUCAAGGAGCGAAUGGACAUGACCUACAAGACUUCGGGAUCGCCUGAAUCAAGGGACCGGCUGUGGCUGUGUCGACUGCUGAUAGUCUUCGCGCUUGGAGAGACUUUUGUUAGCUACCAUACUCCAGUCAUUCACCUGGGUCCGACUGCGAACCAACCGUAUGGUCAAGACCUUCAGCCAGAACAACCUGCGGCGACAACGCCCCCGCCUCCUGGUACCACCUUCUUUGAGCAGGCACUGACGUUUUAUUCAUACUCGCUCAACCGAAAAAAGGCCGCGUACAUGUAUGCUGGCAUGAGCGCCAGAAUGUGUAACCUGCUUGGACUUCAUCAACCACCACCACAGACAUACUCCGAAUUGGACAAGGAACACCGCAAACGCGUUUGCUGGACUUCCUACUGUCUGGAUAAAAUGACAAGCAGUGAGCUGGGCUUACUACCAUCGUUCCAGCCCAGCCAAAUAAAAUUGGACUACCCGAGUGAUCAACAGCUUGAGCCAGGAGAUGCCGAUCAGUUCUUCGAAGCAGAUUUCCUGCGUGCGAUCCAACUUACUUUUAUGAAGGCAGAAGCUGACAUCUUUAUUGACCUUUGGCAGUCUAUCAGAGAUGACAUCCCUGACGGCGAGCGACGGGUGCGGCCAAUCUUGUUGAAGUUGGAGAAUUGGUUGCACGAAUUACCUGCAUCAAUGAAGUUCGAUUGUGAAGUCGGUAUGCCGAAUGCCAUGGCACAAGCGACAAGUAUGCGCUCGCUGGCUUCUUUAUAUUUACGGUGGCAGCAGUGUUUCAUUCUUUUGCUCCGGCCUUUCUUCCUCAAGCAGAUUACCUACAUCGUUUCUGAUGAACUGAGUGAGCCUUUCCAGGACCACAACCUCAAAGUUCUUAGCGACACAUGUAUCCGUGCCGCUCGGUCAAACCUUUCUAUCGAGAUUGGUCUUUGGCAACGUGAGAGAAUUGCCAAAUUUGGGUUCUGGGAUAGCUUGCAUCUUUUCUCGAGCUUGACCAUAUUCUCUUUGGCAAUGUCGGUUAACAGAAGGAUACCCGGCAGUUUUGGCGAGAAGGACACUGAUCCAAUGACCUACUCUACAGCAAAAGAUCUUCUACACGACCUAGUAAAAGCUGGCAAUCUAGCAAGCAAAGGACACGAGAAAAUGUUACGAGAUGUAGAAGCUCUAGGAGAAGUACUGGGGUCAAUGCAAACGAACGCAUCUGAUUUUAUGGUUGAACAAUGGGACAUGGACAAUUGGAUGGCCCAGGUGCUAAGCAUGGAUUCUACCUCGUUACCAUUCUAUGAAUUUGAAGAGGGAUAA
Messenger RNA from Fusarium sp. VM40, 1905 nucleotides. The record is from the annotation of a GenBank genome assembly. Lineage: Eukaryota; Fungi; Ascomycota; Sordariomycetes; Hypocreales; Nectriaceae.